This is a messenger RNA of Cyphomyrmex costatus, 742 nucleotides long. RefSeq lists its product as uncharacterized. The coding region runs from base 85 to 690 and encodes 201 amino acids. The transcript has 4 exons. Lineage: Eukaryota; Metazoa; Arthropoda; Insecta; Hymenoptera; Formicidae. The record is from RefSeq and is a predicted model, not a curated record.
CAACACGACGGCGCGACAAAAUCGUAUAUUCCAGAAAAUUAUUCUUAAAAUCGACCCAAGGACGAUAGUGAAUGAUAUUUUAUUAUGGAUAAUCUGAUCGACGUGUAUUAUCUGAUCCAAUUGAUUGUUAGGCAGAUUUUAAUAUUUUUGCGAAACUUCGUCUUCCACGAGUUUACGUGGUUCGCCCCCACAGAGGAAGAUCUAGAUACUACGAGUUCAAAAAUACACGCCGUUGCGCCGCAACAUCCCGCCGCUGAUCUUUUCGUAUUCCUUGUCGUUUGUGGACUCCUUUUUGCAUUUAUGAUGUUGUCCAUGAAUUCUCCCAAGAGCGAAGAAUCGCGCUACGACAUAAGUAACAUUGAGACGAUUUCCAUGACUCUCGAAGAGGACCCGUCAUCCUUCUGGUAUUCGACAGCGGAAUUAACGAAUUGUUUCCACGCUUGCGGCGAUUCGAUUGGUCCAUCGUGCGACACCGUUCCGAAGAUGCAAAAUAUUUCGCGUUCGGUUAUCUCGAACACCAGGAUGUUACAACGUACAGAAUCUAGAAUCUCACAUUGUAACACCCACUCUAACCAUAUUAAGCACUCUCAGAAGACACGAGCGAAUCGUCCUGUUUCUCAGACGAUGCCCCGAGAAUGGUUGAUAAGACGGACUAGGAGCGGUCAAGUCUAUGGAAAAUAUCCGAUUUAAAGAAACAAGUGAUCGACGUCGCAGUCAAUCAAUAAGGGGAUCUAUUCGUAAC